AUGAACAUCAAACUUCGUCUUCUCCAGCCUAUUCGAAACAUCAUCUACGUUUUCAAACUACAACCGGUCGAUGUGAAGCAGAUUGACAUUUCGGAGUCGAAGCUGAAGGGCCAACACCACAACUUCGUGUAG
Phytophthora nicotianae INRA-310 is the source of this 132-nucleotide messenger RNA. RefSeq lists its product as hypothetical. Bases 1 to 132 code for a protein of 43 amino acids. The record is from RefSeq and is a predicted model, not a curated record. Lineage: Eukaryota; Oomycota; Peronosporomycetes; Peronosporales; Peronosporaceae. The transcript has a single exon.